GAAGAAGGCGUUUCCUGUCCUGUCCACUGCGCCCGCGCCCGGGUGUCUGUCCGAAAACAUGGUCGCGCGAUCCCUGUGGCGAUCCCGCGCCGGCCUGGCGCUGGCCGUCACAGCGGCUUGCGGAGGCGCCGCUGCCGCCGGUAUCGCCACCUCCGACGACCCCGCGACGGCCUUGAAGCUGUGCACCGCCGUUCCCGUCCGGCUGUUCCGGGACUCCGUCACUGCCGCUUCCAUUGCCUUCGAUUACCAGUACUCCCUGUUGGGGCUGCCGGAAGGAAGCGAGGAGAGGUUAAAAGCUAAGCAUGAAGUUCACCUGAGGUCAGCUCGCAAGCUUCGAGAUCUGUGCUUCGAAAAUGGAGGGAUUUACAUCAAGCUUGGGCAGCAUAUUGGACAAUUGGAGUACUUGGUUCCUCAAGAAUACGUCCUCGUAAUGAGGCAGUCCAUGUUGAACAGAUGCCCAGAAUCUUCUUAUGACCAAGUAUGCGAGGUUUUCAGGAAAGAACUUGGAGAGGCGCCGGAAAAAAUAUUCACAGAAUUUGACCCAGUUCCAAUAGCAAGUGCUUCUCUUGCACAAGUUCAUGUUGCUCGCACACAUGAUGGUCGGAAAGUUGCUGUGAAGGUUCAGCACACUCAUAUGACGGAUACUGCGGCGGCAGACCAUGCAACUGUUAGCCUAAUAGUGAACACCUUGCACAAAAUUUUCCCAAAUUUUGAUUACAGGUGGCUGGUUGAUGAAAUGCGAGAAAGUUUACCUAAGGAAUUAGACUUCUUGGUUGAAGCGAAGAACAGCGAGAAAUGUCUGUAUAACUUCCGCAAGCUGUCUCCUCAUAUUGCAGACGCUGUAUAUGCACCGGAAGUGCAUUGGAACUUAAGUACCUCAAAGCUGUUGACCAUGGAAUAUAUAGAUGGUGCCCCAGUAAACGACGUCAAGAGCAUUCGGAAGCUUGGAAUUCAGCCGAGUGAUGUUUCAAAAUUGGUUAGUAAAGCUUUUGCCGAAAUGAUGUUUAAACAUGGAUUUGUUCAUUGUGACCCACAUGCUGCCAAUUUGCUGGUUCGUUGUAUGCCUUCUGGACGCCUUAGCUUAUUUGUAGGUAAGAGAAAACCUCAGUUGGUACUUUUAGACCAUGGUCUUUACAAGGAGCUGGACUUCGCAACCAGAAAUAGCUAUGCUGCUCUUUGGAAGGGAUUGGUGUUUGCUGAUGCGAAAGCAAUUAAGGAAAAUAGCGUGAAAUUGGGAGCAGGGGAAGACUUGUAUGCACUGUUUGCUGGAAUUUUGACUAUGAGGCCAUGGAACAGGGUCAUUGACUCAGCUGCUGAUCAUUUGGUUAUACAAGGUAGCGAAAGUGAUUGCUCGGAACUGCAGAUGUAUGCAUCUCAGUAUUUCCCUCAGAUCUCAGAGCUGCUUAGGAGACUGCCACGUGUAAUUCUGCUGAUGCUGAAGACUAAUGACUGUCUACGAGCUGUUAAUAAUGCUCUGUUGCAGGGAUCGUCUCUUGAGACAUUCGUUAUCAUCGGAAAGAUAUCUUCAGAGGCAGUCCUCGAGGCAAAGAUGAUGCAGAGGAGGUCUCUUCUGUGUUUGCUGAGUAUCUGGGUGGAGGAAGCUUUGCUAGAAGCUCGUCUACUCGGAAUGAAGGUGGCCCUGUGGCUGUUGCAGCUAAGAAAAGCUCUGUCCUUGUUAAGAUUAAAUCACGCAUAAUUACAAGAUGAUUGUUCUUUCCCCACAUUUUUUUCCCAAUUGAUUCUUUCCCAAAAACCUUUCCUUGACCAUAUUCUUUAUCUCCAUGGUCGGGAACUUCGUGUUUGUCGCACAGAUAAUUGGGGAUGGAUCGACAGCUUCCAUUUUGUAUUCUUUGUAAAAUGAGAAUGUGAUAAAAUGAAAUUCCUUAUUCCUAGUCGGAGCUAUUUGGCACGGGAAACCUAUAUAAGUUAUUGAGCGCCAUAUAUCAGCUGGGCAAGCCAUUCAACUGUGAGGAGAAUAAUUGUGAGUUGUUUUGUAACAGAGAGACAUACACCAGACAUUGUUCAUCAGUAAUAAAGGAUGCACCAUUUGAUCAUAUUGCUUAA
This is a messenger RNA of Punica granatum (pomegranate), 2064 nucleotides long. The record is from RefSeq and is a predicted model, not a curated record. Lineage: Eukaryota; Viridiplantae; Streptophyta; Magnoliopsida; Myrtales; Lythraceae.